UCACCGGUAACUUUGGGGAGAACUGCGGGAAGUCAAAGGGAUGUUGGCUGUGCCAUCUUAGCAGGGAGCUGAUGAAUGGUGAUGGGGAGGCAGCCGGAAGCUGUGAUGGGGAUAGGCUCUGCGGUGACUGCAAGCCUGUCCCCUGUGCACCUGCUGGCCUCCCUGCUAAGAGAUGUCCAGCACACAGAGGAUGGGACUGCAGAAAAUAGACCCUACUGCCCACCGAGAGGAGCUGGACUGGCCCCGGGAAAGAGAAGAGGGCUGUGGUGGACCUGGCAGAGCGCGGACCCCCAAAACCCGAGAGGAGAAGCCCAGGGCUGCCGGGAGCAGACACCAUGCAAAGCCCCACAGAGGAAGAGCAGGGGAUGCAUGGCUCUUAUAAAAGGAAAUCAACAACAACAGAAACUCAUCAAGCGAAAGACACUGCAGAAGAAAAUUUUCUGGAAUUUUUCAGGGCUUGGAGUUCCUUGUUUGCAAGUUUUGGAUUCAUUUAAAGCCAAUUAUGUCUGCUCUGCACCACGGCCACGCUUGUGGGUUUCUCUACUGUUUGAAGGAUUUAAGACUUGCAUCCUGGCCAGCUUGCUUUCAGCCAAAUUGUUUUCUGCCCCGUUGCCAGGGCUUGUGAUGGACAGCCUGAGCAGAGCAGCCAGGCAUGGAUGGAGCAGGCGGGUCACCUCUGUGAUGCCACUUGAAAGGUUUUUGCUUCUCCUGGUAGUUAUCAGCUGUUUCUCUGCUCAUCCAGCCCACCCCCUUCCAUCAGGAAGGUGAAUGAUAUUGUCCAUCUCACCACAUCUUCAUCAACACUGGGGGUUUUGUGCUCAAUUUUUAUGCUGAAAGAAGUUGUAUCCUGUUGUUUUAUUUCCUAUUUAGUUGAUCCACAGUAGAGUGGAAUGUUUUCCAUUGUUGAUUUAUUACCACUCAUAUUAAACUGCAUACUUCGUG
This is a messenger RNA of Suricata suricatta (meerkat), 942 nucleotides long. RefSeq lists its product as uncharacterized. Bases 76 to 768 code for a protein of 230 amino acids. The record is from RefSeq and is a predicted model, not a curated record. Lineage: Eukaryota; Metazoa; Chordata; Mammalia; Carnivora; Herpestidae. The transcript has 5 exons.